CAAAAAAGCGCUUUUUAGCGCAGCGUCACUAUGGCUUCAAUGCCAGGCGUCAUUGGGUCGACGUCUCCGCGCUCCGACGCGGCCAGCGGCCACGACACGGACACGCCGGGUUCUUUCCAGCGUGGCAAGCGGAAGUACUCGCACACGACCGCGGCCCAGCGUCAGUGUCUGCUUGAGUGGCUCGAACUGCCAGGCAACUUUGAGCUGCUGACGAAGCCGGUGAGUGUCAAGCUCUUUGAGACCAGCAGCAACGCGGCGCCAUCAUCGCCACCGCUGAAGCGCGUCAAGAAAAUUGAUGGCUAUCGCUCACUGGCUCAGUAUAUGAACCGGGUGGCGGUCGCCGAUUGGACGGAGAAGACAGCGCGUAGCCGUUUCGAGAGCUUCAUGGCGGCAUACAGGAAAGCCAAAAGGCAGUACCCUCACGACCAGCUGCACACUUUUUAUCAGCGUGUGGAUGCACUCUUCGGACCUGACGGGGAUAGAGAGGCAACGCGAUUCGAGUCCGAGAGCUUGGGUCAAAAGCUGGAGGGCAGCAGGUCGCCGCUCUUGCCCAGGGACAACGAGACGGAGUUUCAGGACCUGUCAGCGGCGAUAUCGGAGGUCGCUAGGAAGGAGCAGGGCGUGACGUCUCCACCGAGACGGAGGGUGCGGACGACAAGUAACAAUUCGGUUGAGGCUGGUACUGUGCCGGUCGUUGCAGAUACAGGAGAAGUGGGUGAACCGCCCAUCCAGGAAUUGACGCCGACAACUUCGAUGCCAGGAACUGACCAGACGUUGAAGCUGGAGAGGCAGCGACUUGCCGUGAGACAGCAAGAGCUCGAGCUCAAGCAGACUGAACUGCGUGCGAGACAGGAGGAGAACAGACAAAACCUACGCGCCGAGGUGUUGACCAAACUCGUGGAGGCCGGCAAGUCGCCAGCGGAAGUGCGCGAGUACCUCGCCAUCAUGGACCCAGUCGACACCCCGGCCACUCGACGUUGAAAAUCAACAACGCUGAUGACAACCAACUAUACGUAGGGCCUUAACGCGACGUUAAA
Molecule: messenger RNA, 1037 nt
Organism: Phytophthora infestans T30-4
Lineage: Eukaryota; Oomycota; Peronosporomycetes; Peronosporales; Peronosporaceae
Exons: 1
Coding region: 31-981 (316 amino acids)
Source: RefSeq, a predicted model, not a curated record